This is a messenger RNA of Xylona heveae TC161, 2048 nucleotides long. RefSeq lists its product as hypothetical. The record is from RefSeq and is a predicted model, not a curated record. Gene Ontology annotation, molecular function: DNA-binding transcription factor activity, RNA polymerase II-specific; zinc ion binding. The transcript has 4 exons. The coding region runs from base 205 to 1722 and encodes 505 amino acids. Gene Ontology annotation, biological process: regulation of DNA-templated transcription. NCBI's taxonomy places the organism in Eukaryota, Fungi, Ascomycota, Xylonomycetes, Xylonales, Xylonaceae.
CCCACGGAAUGCGUUUCGCUACCCGGUAGACAGCCAGAUUCGCAUGAUUGUGAAUACUAGCGUCAAAUGGCGUCAACUCCCUCUGAAGCUUAUUAUUUUCUAUCCGCUCCGCUGCAUCUUUGUCUGUUUCGACAGCUUCUCAACUUCUGCAAGAGCAAAUAAUCAUGACUGUUGCAAAGGGUGCAAAGACAAAGCCAAGCCAAAAUGCACAGAAAUCAUGGUCGGGCCUGUGAUGCCUGUGCAUCGAGGAAGAUUCGCUGCAACCGGGAAGUUCCCUGCCAACGAUGCAAAGAAUUGUCCAUUCCCUGCAGAGUUGCAAGGCCAGCCGCCAAACCUGGCCCUAAGGGUCCUUGGGCUCUGAAGAGACGUCCUUCUCCACAAAAUUUGAGACGGAAAGAUCAUGUUUCAAAGCCUACCUAUAAUCAACGUUCUUCAACGACCUUCCCAGAUGCACGGAUCCCCCAGUCUAUCUUAUUGAGCCUCUUGGCUGCUUAUAAUGAAAAAUUGUACCCGCUGUGGCCUGUCAUCGAUACAGACGAGAUAGCCAGACGCCUUAAUGACUUCAACGAUUGGGAGACCUAUGCCCUAGCGGUUGCCCUAUGUGCGGUGACGAUUGUGCAGCUCAAUAUCAAGCCACCACAUGACGGCCAUGAGAGAUAUGACGGUCUGAGCCUAGCAGUUGAGUCGGAGCGGACGAGGGCAAAAUACAUGGACCAAGAGCAGCCUUCUAUUCCUGUCCUUCUAACCUCCUUCUUCUUGCAUAUUUUCUCCGCCAAUCAUGGUCAAGUCUGUAAAGCAACACUCCUCCUUCGAGAGGCAAUCACCUUCGCUCAGUUCCUGGGUCUGGAAGAGUAUGAGCAGCCCUCGAAAGAGGCCGCGAUAUCUGAUACACAGCUCCAACGUCGAAUUCUCUGGUUGCUCUUCAUCACAGAGAGGGGUCACACGACUCGCUUUGGGCUUUCACGACUUUUACAGAAGAGCCCUCCCCCUCCACAGUUAGGACCGGGCCCCAAGGCAGCCAGGCUGGUAUCUUUUGUUUCGCUAUGUCGACUAUUUCACACUUUUGGCCAUGCCAUGGACACUCUUCCCUACACCAAGACAUCCGAUUUCUUCGUCCAAUACGACACGGCAUUGCAGGCAAUCCCACAAAUCCAGUCAGCCGACGGGAUUGUCAAAGCAGACUUCCUCGUUACCCAACAGUGGAUGCGAAUUGUUCUGUGGAAAUCGGUCAUGUUUAAUUUUCCAUUGAACUCUGCAUUGAAAAGCAAUGACGCAAUGCAUCUUGCCUUUCCGGAGUGCGUUGCGAGAAAUGUCGUGUCAUAUCUCAACAAUUUUCCGCGAGAAAUAUUGGAAGCGCAUGGUCUCGGAAUGGAAAUGAAAUUGACAGAGGUUGCAAUAUCGCUGGCGGAUGUUCUCAUAUGUGGACCUACUAGCGUUCUUCAUGCUCAUUUGAUGCGAAUCGGGCCCGGAGAGGUUCUUUCAAACUUAGGACAGUUCUUGAAGUCAUUUCGAGGAGGUGGCAAUCCGAGAUUGGAGCUACUGCAAGAGAAAAUGUUCACGUAUGCAGAGUCACGUUCUCUCAGUCUUAGUCCGCCUCUGAGUCAAUUCAUGCCAAAUCUCGAUAACAUAGAGGGCAUUUGGUUCGAUACUGGUCAAGAAGAAAAUGAUUCCGCAAGCGUUAGCGCUCCUUUAGAUGAUUUUCCACUUCUUCUUCAAUUUUAAUUGUCAAGGUUCAAUCUGGCGCAGUACCCAUACGUUUUCUGUCAAACGCUAUACUACAUCAUUUUUGAUCAUCAAUGAUCUAUUCAUGGUCUGCUUUUUUUUUGGUUCCCCUGAUUGGUCCUUUGAUACAAAUCAUAAAAUCAUGACGAUCGGGUUUUCAUAGUCACGUCAGCAUAGAAAGGGUCAGAAAUACUAAAGUAUAGGCAAAUACAGUAGAUGAGGCUAAAGUACCAAGGCUUUUUCUGUAGACGUCGUAUCAAUUUUAUUUGAAUAUCUUGGGUUUUCGCAUUUUAAAAUGGCAAUUUUUUAUUGCCACUCUGCAAAGC